AUGGCAAAUAUGGAGGAGGGACAGGCCCUGCAUGGGGGCAAGUCCAACGGUCCCGGCUUGCAGUCAGGCCCGACCCCAGCCAUUGCCCCAGAGAAGGCUCAGGAAUUGCAGCGCCUCGCGCGCGAGGCAGGAGACGUGGACGCCGCCAAGAGGUACGGAGCGCUCGCGCGUUUCGACCGUGCGGAGCGCAAGCAGGAGCAACUCGCGAAAAUACGCAAUGCAGAAGACGAGACAUUUGGCAAAUUGGGAGAAGCAGCGGCCCAAUCCACAUCAACGAUCAAGCGGACCAGCAGGGACCUCCAGGAGGCAGACAUAGAGGUCAGGGAGCCCCUCCAAGCUAUGCGGCAGCAGCAUGGAGCACGCGGCGACACCAAAACCAUCCCGCAGAUCAGCCCGCGGCAGUUGGUGGAGGGCUGGGCGGCCUUGGCUGCGAUUUUUACGUGUUUUCAAAUCAUUGGUAUGGAAGCCGUCAAACAGUGUUACGACAAGGACGAGACGGGCUUCCAGGAAUCGGAGAGACGGGGGACUGAAGCAGCCAAGCCGUUUCAAGAGAUGCUCCAUGAUCUUAGGGGCAUCAGGGAGCAACUCGGUCACGUGACGGGCAGAAAAAGACAAGCCAACACUGAGUCACAAGGUGCCAAGGUGGUCCCAGCAGCACAGCCAGCGACGUCGCCAGCGAAACCUGCUCAUGAUAUCGGGGCUCGCGUGGCAGCUGAUGAGGCACGCAGUUUCGAGGCGUUGAAGGCAGCGGGUGGGAACGCGAUCGACAUCGACGACGUGUGCGUUGCACACCCCGUCCGAGUCAUGGGCGCGCCGCUGCAAUCGACGCAUUGCGAUUUCAAUAAGUGGUGCAUCGCCUACUCGCAUCUUGGCUUGCCGGCGCGCGCCGAAGCCAAAGGUGCGAAGAACCGCAGGGCAAAGCUCUGCCCCUGGCAGCAGCUGGGCAGCCUGGCGGACGCAGCAGAUGGGAGUUCUCAAGAGGCCUCGAGGGCGGUUGCGAGUUGCGUCGUCGAAGAGUUCGCAGCGCGGGCACGCGGUGCCAGCGAGCUCGGGGGCCUUCGCAAGCAGGUCAGGCCGAAUGCGCUUAACGAAGCAGAAGGAUGGGAGCUCGAGCAGCCAGCCUCAGCGGGCCACGAAAUUCUCCAUGGCCAAUCGAGCUACGACUUGGAAGAAACGGUCGAGAAGCGCUCCAUGGAUUUCAACGGAUUGGCCAAGGGGAACCCCGCGGAGCUCGAGGCCAUGACCGUCGCCCAGUUGAAUGAGCUCCCGGCCAAUCGCAGCCUGGAAGAAAUUCCCCACCAGGGCGAGGGCGCCAGCGUGGCCAUGGCAGCGAUUGCGCGCCCGCCUUUCUCGCGCUCCGAGGAAAACGGCAAGGGACGCGCAGACGACGUCCGCAGUCGCGCCAUCGAGUUCUCGGCGGCCCUGAACGAGGGCCCGACAGACCUCGACCAUGAGCUUUCCCAUUGGUCUAGGCCGAUGUCCGCCAUCACCGUCGCCCUUCUGGACCUCCAGCGGACUCCCAGGAAGCCCCUGCACUGGGCGGGCCCUGAGGGAAACGACGAGUUGCUCAAGCGAGGCCAGCUCCAGAGUAUCGGGAGGGCUUUUGAAGAAUUUGACCAGCCCAAUGCGUCGACCGCGGUGGUCAACUCCGUCGGCGCCAGCCUGUGGCAGCAGGCAUCAGCAUUUGACAACGGAGCAGGGCUUGCACAGGCCGCGGACGCGAGAAUGUCCAAGGCGAGAAUGUCCAAGGUGCUCCUGGCAUUCCCCGACGCGCGCAGACGCUGCAAGGCAGAGGCCACGUCAUCAGCGGAUGCUCCAGAGACGCCGAACGUGUCCACCUGCACCUCCCGCACGGCCUGCGCUGGCGCGAGUGCCGUCGCGCUGGCGCGCAGCGGCUUGCGGCUGCCCUUGGCGGAUGCCCUCCAGCGGCUCCAGGGUGUGCCCCUGCGGCGCAGGCGGGAGGGCGCGCGGCCGCCUGAUGGGGAGGUGGUCGGUGACGCGGUGGCGGGCCCCAGGGAUAGUUGUAAGGCACCGGCGCGGUGCUCGCAGGCGCACCCUGGUGGUGACAGGCUGGCCCUGCUGCCCACGGGCAUGCUGUGGCGCUCGCAGGUGCCGUGCGACGUGUACGUCAGCUCGCCGGGCGGCGGCGCGGAGGCGCGGUUGGCCCCGCUGCGGGAGGCGGGGCGGCUACACCUGUCGUGGGAGGCGGUGGAUACCGUCACCAACUUCACGACGCUCUACGCGGCCCUGGUGGCCGCGAGCGUGUCGGAGGUGCUGCUGGUGACGUCGCCGUACCACAUGCCGCGCGCGCGGGCGCUCGCAGAGGACGCGCUGGGCCCCGCCGGCAUCGCGGUGUCGCCGCGGCCGGUGCCCGGGGGGCUGGAGGAGCCCGUGGAGCCCCGGUGGAAGACGUGGCGGGACCGGCUGCGGCUCUUGCUGUGGCGCUCGACGGGGCUGGACCUGCUCCCCCUGGCGCGCGCCGCGAGGCGGUGGGGCGCGCUCCGCCUGGCCCUGCUGGCGGGCGCCGCGGCGGCCGCGGCGGCGCUGCUGGCCCACGCGGCCGCGCGCGCGGCCGUGCGCUGGGCGCUGCCCCGCGCGGGGCGGCUGCGGAAGUGGGCCGCCGGCGCCCGCGGCAGAGCGGCCCCGAGUCAUUGUCCGAGUUCCGAAUUCAAGGCAGCCGAGACCGAGAUCGAGUCCUACAAGGUCGAGCUGCGCACCACGAUGCAGAAGGCGAACCCACAGGAUGUACCCCUGCAGGAGCUCAACCCCGACUCCCUCGCAGCCGCCCCGCAGGAGGUGCAGCAGGUCGUGGCGCUGUCCGUCUUCGUGCAGUACGAGGAGCUGCUGGCCAAGCAGACCAAGGCCUUCGACUGGGUGGUGAAGUGCGCGCCGUGA
Prorocentrum cordatum is the source of this 2895-nucleotide messenger RNA. NCBI's taxonomy places the organism in Eukaryota, Dinophyceae, Prorocentrales, Prorocentraceae. The record is from the annotation of a GenBank genome assembly.